AUUUUACAAGAACAACCAAGUUUUGUGGCGGAAGAUUAUGAAGUGUUCCAAAUUUUGGGAAACGAUGAUCCUAAAGAAAGGAAAGUUAGAGCCCUCGCGGAAGAGAGGUCAUUGUUCAUUCAUUCUUUUGAUGGAUAUAUUAGCUAG
Messenger RNA from Acaulospora morrowiae, 147 nucleotides. NCBI's taxonomy places the organism in Eukaryota, Fungi, Glomeromycota, Glomeromycetes, Diversisporales, Acaulosporaceae. The record is from the annotation of a GenBank genome assembly.